AUGACAAGUAAAAAAAGGUUUUCUAUUUUUCCUUUUUAUCGUUUUGAUGAAAACCAAAAAGGAAUAUUACGUUAUAUUUCUUUUAAAUUACUUUGCUUAAGUUUAUAUAUAAUUGGAUUUUAUUAUGUUUUUCUAAAUAAUUCUUUAGAAAAUAGCAGUUUAGAAAUAUCUAAAAAUUGUAAUGUAUAUAAAAGAAAUUUAGGCAAGUAG
Plasmodium adleri (nom. inval.) is the source of this 210-nucleotide messenger RNA. RefSeq names its product Plasmodium exported protein (PHISTa), unknown function. Lineage: Eukaryota; Apicomplexa; Aconoidasida; Haemosporida; Plasmodiidae. Bases 1 to 210 code for a protein of 69 amino acids. The record is from RefSeq and is a predicted model, not a curated record. The transcript is spliced from 2 exons.